AAAGAGUACGUCAACGACUUUCGAAUCGAAAUGACUGAUAAAAUGUUGUCAACACUUUCGUUAUUAUUGUUCUGCCAGUUACUCAUUGUGACAACGGUAAAUUGUGACAAAUCUAUUGUUGCAUCGCAUAGCGGCCUGGUGCAAGGUGUACCGCUGAGAACGCUGCUGGAGAAUAAAGAGUAUAUGGCGUACAGGGGAAUUCCCUAUGCUAAACCACCCGUUGGUGAUUUAAGAUUCAAGGUUCCCGUUCCAAUUGCACCAUGGCAAGGAAUCUAUCCAGCAACAGACUACGGAAACUCCUGUCUGGUGCUGGAACAAUCGAAUUUUUUCCCAUGGAACAGUACCCAGAGUGAAGAUUGCCUUUACCUGAACGUCUUUACGCCCGUUACAUCACGAAACAAGCUCAACGCCAAGAAGGCUGUCAUGUUUUUCAUCCACGGUGGUGCGUUCACCGAAGGCGAUGGUACGAAUGGAUUUUACGGUGCUGAUUUUAUUGUCGAAGAUGAUGUGGUUCUGGUUACCAUUAAUUAUCGGUUGGGACCGUGGGGUUUUGCUAGCUUCGACAUUGAAGGAUACACCGGCAAUAUGGGAUUCAAGGACCAACAAAUGGCUUUGGAAUGGACACACCGGAACAUCAAAUACUUCGGUGGUGAUCCGAACCUUAUCACCGUUUUCGGUGAAAGUGCCGGUGGAGCUGCAGUACAUUUGCAGAUGCUAUCAAGUAAAUCGCAAAAAUUGAUGAAACGUGCAAUACCAAUGAGCGGUUCAGCAUUCACAACAUUCGCCCACUAUCCGCCAAACAAUCAUGUUGAACUCUUUAAACAAACCUUUGGAUUGGACGCUGGGGCGACCGGACACGAAGUAUUACAAUAUUUGUUGGAUGCGCCCGUUGAAUUAAUUUUGGAGAAGACACCAGUUAUCACAUUGGAUCGUAAUGUGAUCGGAUUGUAUUUUACUUCAGUGAUUGAAGAUCCGAAGAAAGCUGUAAAUCCAUUCCUAACUCGUACACCACGAGACAUCUACAGAACAACCAAUGUAAAUGUUGAUGCAAUGAUCGGUGUUAAUACCGCAGAAUUCAUCGUAGUCUUCAAUCCAGCCGAUCCAUACUCUUGGAUCGAACCAAUGAAAAACUACUCCAACAUUGGAUUACCCUUCACCGGAUUGACAUUGUCGCCAGACUCACCGGUGUACCAAGAGGCAGCAGAGAAAAUUUACAAAUUUUAUUUCGGCGAUCGAGAAUUAGAACCGACCGUUGAGAAUUUGGACACUUUCUUGGAAAUGGGCACGGACAUGAAUUUCAUUUAUCCCGCAUAUCAGUCGUUAAGAUUCCAUUCAGCUCGAGCGAAUACAUUUUGCUAUUUAAAUGAUCUGUCGUUGAACUUGAAUGCUGUCAAAAUUACGGAAAACAUAGAAUAUUUGGAUGGGAUGGCACACUUCGAAGAUUUGCAAUAUUUAUUCUGGUCGAAAAAGUACGCUCAACUCUAUCAGAACGUAUUGGCGAAUCCGACCGAUCCAAUAAACCAGAAAACGAUCCGAGCUCUAAAUUUUGUGCCGAAAAUGUUUACCAAUUACGCCAAAAAAGGACGACCGACCGUCUUUGGAGGAUAUAGCGAAUGGUGUAACGCUUGCACUCUAGUCACCAAUGAUGGUCCAGUACCAAUGUUCGGUCUGAGAAAGAAAAAAAUGGAAUUUUGGGACCAGAUCUAUGACAGCGUCAAACCGUGGAUUGUGAAUCCGUUCUAAGGGAACGUGUGUGGAACGUGAUUUAUUUUGUUGCCACAAUUAAACAUUCCUUUGGAUCACGAA
Bradysia coprophila is the source of this 1806-nucleotide messenger RNA. RefSeq names its product juvenile hormone esterase-like. NCBI's taxonomy places the organism in Eukaryota, Metazoa, Arthropoda, Insecta, Diptera, Sciaridae. The record is from RefSeq and is a predicted model, not a curated record.